CCUUAUUUUUGUUAAGCGAUCCCAUGUGAAACCCUGCAAACUCCUAAUAAUUAAAUACAAGAAAAAUAUGUUGUAUUUUCUAGGUAAACCCUACUCGAAAUUUGAUUCCCUUUACCUCCAAAGAACUCUAUAAAUUACAAGUAACUUAAACACAACUCCACCAAAAACAGUAAUCGUUCUCCGCUAUCAUAGAACAGAUUAUUCUUAUAGAUUCUAUAAAACUCUUGCUUUAGACAUGGCUAUAUUGUCACGUGUUAACAACUCUAAACCGUCCCAAAAACAGCAAUCUCGUGUUCCAAAAGGACAUGUUGCGGUUUAUGUCGGAGAAGAGAUGGAGAACAAGAAGAGAUUUGUGGUUCCCAUUUCAUACUUGAACCAUCCUUCGUUUCAGGGUUUGCUAAAUCGAGCAGAGGAAGAGUUUGGUUUCAAUCAUCCGAUUGGUGGAUUGACGAUUCCUUGCAGAGAAGAAACAUUCGUGGGUCUUUUGAAUUCUUAUGGUUGUGUUGUUUCAACUUGAGAUAUCUUUUUUUGGGAAUCCUCAAAGUUUUUUCUUUCCAUUUUAUGGAUUUUUUUGUUGGUUGUUCCCUUUGUUUAUUUCUGCAAAGGAGAACAUACUGAAUCAGCCUGUAAAUAUGUUGUGUAACCAGUCAAAUCAGGUUAUACUAUUUGUACUUCCACAAAAACAUUGAUGAAACCCAUUUUCAUGUUUUCGAAAAUAAUCUUAUUA
Brassica napus (rape) is the source of this 727-nucleotide messenger RNA. RefSeq names its product auxin-responsive protein SAUR21. The record is from RefSeq and is a predicted model, not a curated record. The transcript has a single exon. Gene Ontology annotation, biological process: response to auxin. The coding region runs from base 236 to 517 and encodes 93 amino acids. Lineage: Eukaryota; Viridiplantae; Streptophyta; Magnoliopsida; Brassicales; Brassicaceae.